Molecule: messenger RNA, 2329 nt
Organism: Nycticebus coucang (slow loris)
Lineage: Eukaryota; Metazoa; Chordata; Mammalia; Primates; Lorisidae
Gene: SUCLG2
Product: succinate-CoA ligase GDP-forming subunit beta
Exons: 11
Coding region: 61-1359 (432 amino acids)
Biological process (GO): tricarboxylic acid cycle; succinyl-CoA metabolic process
Cellular component (GO): mitochondrion; succinate-CoA ligase complex
Molecular function (GO): ATP binding; succinate-CoA ligase (GDP-forming) activity
Source: RefSeq, a predicted model, not a curated record
CUCCUCCUCCGCCCCCUGUCCGCUCGCUCCGUCUCCCCCGCGUUGGGUUUCCUGGUUAAGAUGGCGUCCCCCGCGGCUGCACGGGCAGGGAGGCUUCUGCGAGACGUGGCGCUCAGGCCCGCGUUCCUGGCCGCCGGGUUCCAGGCAGUUCAGUUAACCUCCAGAAGAUGGCUGAACCUGCAGGAAUAUCAGAGCAAGAAACUGAUGUCCGACAAUGGAGUGAGGGUUCAAAGAUUCUUUGUCGCAGACACUGUGAAUGAAGCUCUUGAGGCUGCUAAGAAACUAAAUGCAAAAGAAAUCGUUUUAAAAGCCCAGAUCUUAGCUGGAGGAAGAGGAAAAGGUGUCUUCAAUAGUGGUUUGAAAGGAGGUGUUCAUUUAACAAAAGAUCCCAAAGUUGUGGGACAGCUGGCUAAACAGAUGAUUGGAUAUAAUCUAGCCACAAAACAAACUCCAAAAGAAGGUGUGAAAGUUAACAAGGUGAUGGUUGCUGAAGCCUUGGACAUUUCCAGAGAAACCUACCUGGCGAUUCUGAUGGACCGGUCCUGCAAUGGCCCUGUGCUGGUGGGCAGCCCCCAGGGGGGAGUUGACAUUGAAGAGGUGGCUGCUUCGAAUCCAGAACUUAUUUUUAAGGAGCAAAUUGACAUUUUUGAAGGGAUAAAGGACAGCCAGGCACAACGGAUGGCCGAAAAUCUAGGCUUCCUCGGGCCUUUGAAAAACCAGGCUGCAGAUCAAAUUAAGAAGUUGUAUAAUCUGUUCCUGAAAGUUGAUGCUACUCAGGUGGAAGUGAAUCCCUUUGGUGAAACUCCAGAAGGACAAGUUGUCUGUUUUGAUGCCAAGAUAAAUUUUGAUGACAAUGCAGAAUUCCGACAAAAGGAUAUUUUCGCUAUGGAUGACAAAUCAGAGAAUGAGCCCAUUGAAAAUGAAGCUGCCAGAUACGAUCUAAAAUACAUAGGAUUGGAUGGAAACAUUGCCUGCUUUGUGAACGGUGCUGGACUCGCCAUGGCUACUUGUGACAUCAUUUUCCUUAAUGGUGGGAAGCCAGCCAACUUCUUGGAUCUUGGUGGCGGUGUAAAGGAAACUCAAGUAUAUCAAGCAUUCAAGUUGCUCACAGCUGAUCCUAAGGUUGAAGCCAUCCUUGUCAAUAUUUUUGGUGGUAUUGUCAACUGUGCCAUCAUUGCCAAUGGAAUCACCAAAGCCUGCCGGGAACUAGAACUCAAGGUGCCUUUGGUGGUCCGGCUUGAAGGAACUAACGUCCAAGAAGCCCAGAACAUACUCAACAACAGUGGGCUGCACAUUACAUCAGCUGUCGACCUGGAGGAUGCAGCCAAGAAGGCUGUGGCCAGUGUGUCCAAGAAGUGACAGCUUCAUCCUGAUCCCUUAGGGAAGGGAGGCCAAUUCUCCCUGCGAAAGGGUAGUUCUCUCAUCACUGUGAAGGAGAUGGUUAUCUUCUUGGGAAAAAAAGAGGGGAAGGCAUGCACAAGAAUCACCGUGUGACGAAUCUUAAAUCUGUAUUUUAUUGAAUAAGCUGUCUAGACAGCCUCAAUCUGAUUUUACUUACAGUCUCCAUAAAGAUAAUGUCCUGUGUUCUCAUAAUUCUCUAUCAUUGUAAGCCUGCUCAGCAGACAGUGUUUUGCCAACUUUGAGGAGUAGUCUCUGUGUCUAAAUAAUGUGUGUAUAUACAGAAUUGGAAAUCAGGUCCAGGUUUAUUUCCAAGAAUUUUGAUGAUUCUAAUCCUAUAUAACAAAAAGAAAUCACAAUCUAUAAAAUAUUCAGAUAAGAUGACAUUUAACAUAUUAAACACCAAAAAGGCACAGCUAAGACAUUCAGGCAAGUAGGCAUUACACACAGUGGCAGUUUUUACAAGUUUCCAAUUCCAACAUGUGUUUUAAAAUGGAAAGUCUGCAUUAAUAUACCAUGUAAGUAUUUUUACCAUUUUGCCUUAAUAUCAAAUAAUACUGUUUACGUUACACUAAAAGCCAGAAGCCUUAUUUGUGAUUUUGAAGUAGACAUUUCCAUUUUAAUGUUAAAAAUGAAGGAUGCUGAUUCUCAUGGAAAUCUUUAUAAUUAAGUCAUUUCAAGAUGAGACAACACUGAAGAUCAGAUUGUAUUGACUGUCAGCAUCUUCUCUCCCUUAUCCCACUCCCUGCUCCCUAGAACUACCAGUUUGUGCUUUAAGAAAUGGAAAAAUGUAUUUGAAUAGAAAGUGGCUUUCUUUUUCAUAGUGUCCAUUUUUGUGAUGGGUAAAUUUUUGAAUUAGAUUUUUAUCUAAAUUUUGGUAUAUUUUUAUCUGUAUACAAAUUUAAAUAAAAUCUUGUUUUGUAAUCUCUAA